Messenger RNA from Necator americanus (New World hookworm), 216 nucleotides. RefSeq lists its product as uncharacterized. The transcript has 2 exons. Bases 1 to 216 code for a protein of 71 amino acids. NCBI's taxonomy places the organism in Eukaryota, Metazoa, Nematoda, Chromadorea, Rhabditida, Ancylostomatidae. The record is from RefSeq and is a predicted model, not a curated record.
AUGGACGGUUCCUGUCAGUCGGCGCGUGGGACACCCAUCUCGACACAGCUUUCCGGUAGCCUAGAGCGAGCAGGUGAGCCUCGACGGCCAGCGGAUAGCCCGUGGCAAGUCGUCGAAGGUGAAGUCUCCCUUGUCGAGGAAGCGGAGGCAGCUGUUGACGGUAACAUGGGUCGUGGUCCUCUCACCCGACGCUCCGCUGAUUUUACCGGCCCCUGA